CAGAAUGUCAGUGUCAAAUAUCUGUCAGUCGCGGAUUUAACAUAUUUUGUGCUUUUGUGCGCGGUAAAAAUCGGCAGUAAAUAAUACUACGUUUCUUUUAUUUUAUUACAUUAACUUCGAAUUGGAGAAUUUAACGAAAUAUCAUACAAUGGAUGAGAAUACUUGGCAAGAUAAUUACAAUACCUUAAAGGAAAUGGUGUUAGACGAGGGUAGAUUGGUUACUUAUGUUUCCAUUAGUAAAGAUUUGUGUGUACAUGUCAAUGAAAGCAAGCGUUUAUUAAACCAUAUAGUCGAACAUGUUAAGAAAACACACCCCGAUAUUGCGCUAAACGUUAAUUACAUUUUAUCAGGUCUGACAGAAGGUAACAAUGCCAUCACCACUGUUUGCUCAGAGACAGACUUUGCCUCUGUUAGACAGAAGUUGAAGACAGUAUUUUUUGAGCAUAUAUACAGUGUUGGAAAGGGUUCUCCAUCAGUUGAUAAUGUUGCUCUUAUGUGUGUCAAUAAGUUUGAAGAUUUUCCAUUGUGUACAGGAGUGAUUAAAAGCAAUGUGUGUGUUAAACAUUCCAAAGAUGAAAUUUGUAACUUUAAGUCUAAUAGCCAAGAGAUUGCAGUCCCCGACACUAGGGUUAUUAGUACACAAGCUAAAGUCAAAGCUAUCAAAAUGGAAAUAAGUAAAACUGCUAACAAUGAAGUUAAAAAUCAUGUCAAAGUUAGUGAAACUAAAGAAAUUAUUAAAUCUGAAGUUACACCACCUAAAAGUGAUAAAAAGGCUAGCAAAUCCAAUAAGGGCAUUGCAGGGUUCUUUAAUAAAACAAAUGGUGUCACUAAAAAGUCUAAUAAUAGUAAUAGCACUAGUUUAUUAUCAGUUGUAAAACAAGAAAAGGAGGAUAAACCUAUUGAAAUAAAGAAGCAAGAGAAACCUAUUGAAAUUAAAGUAGAGAAAAUGGAUGUAGAGAUGGAAGUUCCGGCCAAACAACCUGACAGCAAAAUAAAUCCAAGUACAGAUAGCAAAGCAAAGAACAAAAACCUGAACAACAUCAAGAAAAAUGCUAAAGUGGAUAAGAAACGAAAGAGAGUGCUACAUGUAUCUGAUAGUGAAAGUGAUGAUGAAAAGAAUGAUCCAUUUGCUGAUAGUACUCCCGUUGACAAUCAUGCUUUAGAAUCAGAUGAUGAAAUACCACCAACACCUACAGUAAAUGCUGUCAAAAUCACAUCUGGCAUAGUGAACCCAAGGAAGAGGAAGAGAAUUGUAGACAAAACAUAUACAGAUGAAGAUGGAUAUAUUUUAACUAAAAAGGAGGAAGUAUAUGAAAGUUGUUCUGACACAGAAUUUGAUGUUGAGACUAAAGAAAACAAAGGAAAUCAAGUUGAUGACUUACCAGCCAAAAAACCAAAGGUUGAGAUUUCACCAAGUAAGAAACAAAAUGGUACAAAAAAUGGCAAGAAGAAAGUGUCACCUCCUCAAAAAGGGAAACAAGCUACAUUGAUGAGCUUUUUCAAAAAAGCUUGAUUUGAAUAUUGUAAUGUAUUGCAGGUUCAAUUCGACACAGAUAGAAUAUCAUGUUUAUGUUUUAUUUAUACAAGUUGCUUUGUUUGAUGUAAUUAUUCUUUUAUUCAGGGACACUGUUAGGUAAAGGCAAAUAAAGUCUUCAUCUACUCACAA
Molecule: messenger RNA, 1666 nt
Organism: Plodia interpunctella (Indianmeal moth)
Lineage: Eukaryota; Metazoa; Arthropoda; Insecta; Lepidoptera; Pyralidae
Gene: PolD3
Product: DNA polymerase delta subunit 3
Exons: 1
Coding region: 149-1513 (454 amino acids)
Biological process (GO): DNA strand elongation involved in DNA replication; DNA synthesis involved in UV-damage excision repair; nucleotide-excision repair, DNA gap filling
Cellular component (GO): delta DNA polymerase complex; nucleus
Molecular function (GO): DNA-directed DNA polymerase activity
Source: RefSeq, a predicted model, not a curated record